Molecule: messenger RNA, 7062 nt
Organism: Mus pahari (shrew mouse)
Lineage: Eukaryota; Metazoa; Chordata; Mammalia; Rodentia; Muridae
Gene: Bhlhe41
Product: basic helix-loop-helix family member e41
Exons: 5
Coding region: 271-1503 (410 amino acids)
Biological process (GO): circadian regulation of gene expression; regulation of transcription by RNA polymerase II; anterior/posterior pattern specification
Cellular component (GO): nucleus
Molecular function (GO): RNA polymerase II cis-regulatory region sequence-specific DNA binding; DNA-binding transcription factor activity, RNA polymerase II-specific; protein dimerization activity
Source: RefSeq, a predicted model, not a curated record
AAACACUGCCCGGAGUGAGAGCAAACUACCAGCGCAGUGCGUGUGUGCGCGCGGGUGUGCGCGCGCGGGUGUGCGAGAGGGCGAGCGAGCGAGCGAGCACGGGGCGGAGGGGCGGCCAACUGCUUCACACUUUCAAUACUGCACUGAAGAGGGAGAGCGAGACAGCCUGGAGACGCACACAUCCCCCAAAAAUCUCUCCAGGCGACCGUCCCACAGAUUACAGGACAGAAACCUCCAAAUCGAAACGGAGGAAACGGACAGCCAUUGAACAUGGACGAAGGAAUCCCUCAUUUGCAAGAGAGACAGUUACUGGAACAUAGGGAUUUUAUAGGACUGGACUAUUCCUCUUUGUAUAUGUGUAAACCCAAAAGGAGCUUGAAGCGAGACGAUACCAAGGAUACCUACAAGUUACCGCACAGAUUAAUAGAAAAGAAGAGACGAGACCGAAUUAAUGAAUGCAUUGCUCAGCUGAAAGAUUUACUGCCUGAACAUCUGAAAUUGACAACACUGGGGCAUUUGGAGAAAGCAGUAGUCUUGGAAUUAACUUUAAAGCACUUGAAAGCGCUAACAGCCUUAACUGAGCAGCAGCAUCAGAAGAUAAUUGCUUUACAGAAUGGGGAGCGCUCUCUGAAAUCGCCGGUCCAGGCCGACUUGGAUGCGUUCCACUCGGGGUUUCAAACCUGCGCCAAAGAAGUCUUGCAAUACCUCGCGCGCUUUGAGAGCUGGACGCCCAGGGAGCCGCGCUGCGCACAGCUAGUCAGCCACCUGCACGCCGUGGCCACCCAGCUCCUGACGCCACAGGUGCCCUCGGGCAGGGGCUCUGGGCGCGCGCCCUGCAGCGCGGGGGCUGCGGCCGCCUCGGGUCCCGAGCGCGUUGCCCGCUGCGUGCCGGUCAUCCAGCGGACUCAGCCCGGCACGGAGCCGGAACACGACACGGACACCGACAGCGGCUACGGAGGCGAGGCGGAGCAGGGCCGCGCGGCCGUCAAGCAGGAGCCACCCGGGGACUCGUCGCCUGCGCCCAAGAGGCCGAAGCUGGAGGCGCGCGGCGCGCUCCUGGGCCCGGAGCCCGCGCUGCUCGGCUCGCUCGUGGCGCUGGGCGGGGGCGCGCCCUUCGCGCAGCCUGCCGCCGCGCCCUUCUGCCUGCCCUUCUAUCUGCUGUCGCCGUCCGCCGCCGCCUACGUACAACCCUGGCUAGACAAGAGCGGCCUGGACAAGUAUCUGUACCCCGCGGCGGCCGCGCCCUUCCCGCUGCUGUAUCCCGGCAUCCCGGCAGCGGCCGCCGCUGCUGCCGCCGCCGCUUUCCCUUGCUUGUCCUCCGUGCUGUCGCCACCCCCGGAGAAGGCAGGCGCGACCGCCGGUGCCCCGUUCCUAGCGCACGAGGUGGCGCCUCCGGGGCCGCUGCGCCCCCAGCACGCGCAUAGCCGCACCCACCUGCCGCGCGCCGUGAACCCGGAGAGCUCUCAGGAAGAUGCCACGCAGCCGGCCAAGGACGCCCCCUGAACCCAGCAUUCCUUCCAGAACAGGGCAGGGGGCUCCCGAGGAGUCGCCAGGUUUCCAAGUUCAAACGUCCCUAAAGCGUACCAGGGAGGAAGAGUAAGCGAUGCUCUACAGGCUUAGGACAAAAACAGGUGUUUUGUGUAUGUUUGGAGUUCCUGUUUUGCCCGUUUCUCACCCUUUUGCCACCCCACCCUGUACCCUUUCACACUCCCUCCCCCAUCCCUGCUGUCAAGGAGCCUCCCUGAGAAAUGAUUAUCUUCUAUUACCCUCCUUACCUUUAGUCCUUGUUCCCUCUUUCCAAAUACAGACCCUGGUUCAGGAGUCUGUUGGGUGGGAGAGCCAUGUGGAACGACUUAGAGUGCCUGGUACCAGGGCUCCCUGACCCAGGCCUGAAAGAAUAGCUGUGUCUCCCAACUGCCCCCUUAGGAGGUGGUCCAUUAACUGAGGGUCUCUGAGAGUUACACUUACAUGGCAGUAUUUUGUAUUGUUCAGCUUUUUUUGGAAGAAGUGAGAAUGCUGUUGCCCUGUUGUGAGGUGACUGGAGUGGUGUCUUUUUACCCUGCACCUGUUGGGAGAAAUUGAGAGUUGGGCUACAGGCACUGUGGUGGGAGCUGGAAGAGGGAGGUUGGAGCCCAUGGCGCCUUUGCUCGCACUUUAUUGACAGAUUGACCUCAAACCCUUUGUCCCAUGUCUCAGCUCAAACAUACAUGUCAUAGGUUAUAUAUUUGUGUUUCUGAUCCCUCAUUUUAUCCAUCAUGGUCCCAAAUUUUUAUAACAUUACUGUUUGGGGUUUUUUGGGGGGUUUUUUUGUUUUUUGUUUUGUUUUUGUUUUUUGUUUUUUUUUUUUUUGGAGGUGGGGGUGGAUGUUAAAGUGCUCUAGGCUGGGAAAAGACAAGUCCAAAACAAUUGAUUGUUGAAUUCUUAGAUGACAGAAGUGGGAAGAGGGGCUUGCGGUCCCUUGUGAUGGGACGUGCUGUGAACAUAGAGAAGCCUUGCCAGGCCUCUCAAGGCUGUAUGUAUUUUUCGGGAGACCAAACCAGAUACCAGAUAAUCAGGAAGAAAGCUUUUUAAAAUCAGGCAUAAACCAAGACCUUGUCUAGAUAUUUUUAGUUUGUUGCCAAGGUAGCACUGAGAAAUCUCACUUGAAUGUUAUAUAAGGGGUGAGACACAAUAGUGAAGAAAGUUAUCUUGGUCUGUGAGUGUUCGGUCGGUUUGCUGCUGCUGUUGCUACUGUUUGCCUCAAACGCUGUGUUUAAACAACGUUAAAAACUUCUUCGCCUACCAAGGCGGCUGUAUGUACAUAGCUGUUAAUAAUCCCAAUUAAUGAUGUCUGACAUGCUAUUUUUGUAGGGAGAAAAUAUCUGCUAAUGAUAUUUUGAGUUAAAAUAUCUUUUGGGGCAGACUUGGUGAAAUGUUUGCACUUUGGUUACAAUGCUUAUACUGCUUGGUGCAAGCUUAUGCUGUCUUAAAUUAUUAAACAAAUAAAAAUAUUAUCUGCAAGAAAAACCAGCUGGUUUAGACAAGUUUAGUAUGUAAAGACAAGCUAGAAACUAUCUUUAUAUUCUAGUAUUUUCAGCACUCCAUAUUACCUAAAUAUUGCCACACUAUUUUGUGAUUUAAAAGUUCUUACUGAGGAAUAAAAUGUUUAUAUAUGAUAAGAGAUGGUCUAAUAAUUAAACGAUACUGGGUACCCCAUGAGUUUUCAGAGACGGCUGCGUACAAGGACCUGAGCUCAUCUGCGUACUCGGACGCUUUCUGUUUGGUUUUGGUUUUAGUAUUUUUAAUCACUGGUUUCUCCAGGGAGACUCCUGGUUUGGGCCUUGGGUCCCCACUUCUCCCAGUCUAUCUUAAUGAAAACCACAGAAGGAAUCGUGUAGCACUCACUUGGGAGGUCGUUCACCAUAGACCUAGCUUGCUAACUUUUUUAUGAUUCACCUGGUUUAGGUCUGUGACUCCACAUACCCUCUCUCUUGUGUGGUCUGGGGUUUCUCUUCUGCCCAGGUCUGAAACACUAGGGGGAGGGAUGUUUCAUUCAUGCAAAUAUUUUGCCUUCUUAACUUUUACAAAGGAGCCCUGGUAUGGGAGUUUGCCUUGGAGUUCAGGAAACAAUUUUAGACUUUUCUCAAGCUUAAAAUCAUACCUGUGCUUGGAGACAAAGGGCUGUGCACUUUCUUUGGGUGGUGGUGUUGAGCCCCUGACUUAAGGUAUGUGAGUGACAGUUUCUAAGAUGUGGGGAAGCACUCCCUCUGCUGACUGUGACAAGCUGACUGACAAGGCAUGGUAAACCGGAAGCCAUAGCGCAUACAUCUGCUAGGUCAGUCCUCUGAACUCUGUAAGGGAUGAAAGUCAGGCAAGGUCACAGAGGCACUAGCCAGAGUAUGACCAGACCCAGUAUCUCCCUCUACUUGGGGACUUCAGCUUUCUGGGCCAAGGAUGCUGGUUUUGAUUGGAUAAAGCUCCUGAAACUGAGCAAACCAACCACGGGGCAAAGGAGACAAAAUUCAGCUAAGCUGUCAGCUAGAGGCUUUGUAGAGCCUUGAUAAUGUCAGUCACAAGAAAGAUGCCUUGUCCUAAAUUUAAAAUUACAUAAAAAACAGCAUUUUAAGUAUUUUGAGCUACAAUUUUGUUGCCAUUAUUGUCAGGACUGAAAAGAAGUUGCAACAGUUGACAUUUGCAUGGUUUUGUAAGAUUUUAUAGAUGUUUUUUUUUUUUUUUUUUUUUUUUUUUUUACUUUGGCCACAUUUAUAGGUUGCUUAUUCAGUCUGAAGUUAUAAAUAGUAACGUGAUAAAAUUACGAAGUUAGGGCAGAAAAUAAAAAUAGUAUUUUCCGUAUUCCAUCUCAUGUGAUCUCGUGUGUUUCUAGGGAUGGUACUUAGGACCUUGGACAAUCUGGGCCAGACUGCUACCACUGACCUGGGCCCUCAGCCUCUGGAAGCUAUUAUUUGAGUCAUUGGUUGAUUUUAAUGAAUUAACAGCUGAGUCAGAGCCCACUAACGAGGUAGAUUUGAAACAUCAGCUGAACUUAGUACAUCAUAUGAUCUUCCAGCUUAACUACGAAUCUUUAUUCGAUAAUGCAGUUAGUAAUCAAUAAUUUUGCAUAGACAGACUUAAGAAACUUUAUGUUGAAUUUAUAAAUGCUCCCACUAACCAGCUAAAAUUUACAUUUUCAAGGUGUUGGAAACCACAGCUGUGAAAAUCUGACAUUCUAGUCCCAUGGCUGUGGACGUGCUUUGACUUAGUGCUGUUAAAUGACUUAAGGGACCAGGAGAUGUGUGAAUCCUAGCCUGUGGUGAGUAGGACCUUAGCCUGGUCCUUUUCUGUCAGUCAGUGUUUGUCCUCUCCAUAGGAGGUGACUGCUUGAGACUUUGGGAAGACAGGGCUGGACAAACAGACCUUAAAGGCUUUUUAUUUCAAGUAGGGAUGAACAGAGGGAUUUAAGACUCCAUCACAAAAGCCUCCUUAUGUGAAAGAGGCAUUUUUUUUUUUUUGUCUCAGCAAGCAUAUCUCUUACUAAAAACUCUUUACCUGUUGACCCUUUAUACCAAUAUAUUAAGGCUCCCUACCCACUCUUCUCUUGUUAAUUUAAGCAAGUUCUAGAUAGUUUUACAGUCUGCUCACUCCCACCUCAAGUGCCAGCUUUUCGUGAGUGAAUUUGGUGGAGAACUGAGAGAAAAAUCUCAUUUUCUGGGGCCGGGGAAUUGCACUGCAAAUGUGCUAGUCUCAGAGUUCUGUGCCUGCCUUAAAAAUCAUAUUUCUUGUACGAUUGGAACAAACUCCGAACAAAUACAAAACUGUACUUUAAAAAGAGCUGUUAUUUUAAAACUCUGAAUCUUGAGACACCCCCCAUAAACAGCAGAAACUUCUAGAUUAAUGCUAUUAUUUUUUUCUUUCCUUUGGGGGAAAAAAAUAGUGGACAGCACACAAAAGUGUAUUGUAUCUGUGCUCUGGGAUGCUCUGGGAAACUGCCCUAUGCAUGUGAAAUGUUUCUAAUGGUCCAGGAGUGGAAGCAUCACUGUUACAUGAUGUGGUUUUGUGUGUGCAGCGUUUGCGCUUGGGCCCACCCCUACGGAGCAGUUGUGUCAGAUUAUUUCUAUUGAGACAGGGUUUCACAAUGAAGCACUGACUGGCCUGGAACUCCCAUAUAGACCACAUGCCUCUCUCUGUCUUCUGAGUGUUGAGAUGAAAAGCACCACCACACCUGACUACAUCUGUUUUUUCAGGGUUUCAGCCUCUUUCCCUAGCCAGUCUGCUAACUGUCACUUCUCAGUGGUCAGAGAGAGGCCUCCAGCACAUACCUGGUUUGGUGCCUGUUUACUGUGGGCAGGGACAGAACCACACCCAUUUUCACACGUGUCUAAAACGGGAGAAAAUAGGUUCAGACAGAGGCCCCAAGGGCCCUGCCAUAAGCAAAUCGUGUGCGCUUAUAUUCUCAGGGAUGGUUUCUUCCACAAGCUAUCUCUAUUUUCUAAAACUUCUAGAUUCUCAGCAGAGUUCCCCAUCAGAUUAUUGGAAAUCUACAAGUGCUUUCCAUUAUUAUGUAAAAAUACAAGCCAGGUGCUAAUGGUUUCAGAGGAUAGCAGACAGUAAGAACAACAUUCUCUCUCUUUUUUUUUUUUAGAGCUAAGACGUUGGCUGAGUGCUAUUUCAGGUCAGUGAAAACAGGGCGUUAGUGUUAAAGACUGGUGGAGCAUUUCCAUUCAUGGGUGACCCUGGACCCUUUUUCUGGGUUGUAACACCUACCUGAUGGGUACAGGUCCAGCAAGAACAUUCUGGAAGCUGUCUGGGUGGGUACACCAGUGUACUCAGACACACCCAUGGCAGAGGCUCUAGGGAGAAGCUUCAGAUCCACUGCACUUAAUUUUUUUCCUCUUGAGCCUACAGGUUCAAGCCAGCAUGUAUGGGUGACCAUGCGUAUAUUUCACUCUUAUAGAAGAGACUGUGGAAAGUGUCACAUUAUGAAAUUAAACCUUGGGACCUACCUCAGUGUCAUAGGGGUUAUAGAAUGAUACUAAAACAAAUGACACAGUCACGUAAGAGGUGACUGCAGCGGUGUGUGAGAUGCUCAGACUCUGUGGUCAGCAGCAUUUGCUGACCUCUAUGUGAGUGGGGCAGGCUUGGAGGAGGAACUGGGUUUUUGCAGAGUAGAUAAGAGUUCAUGAAUAGACUUCUGGACCAGCCUGUGUCUUAAGCCAUGCUUUCAGUUUCAUGAGUAAUAUUAAACUUGAGGUCAGAGCAAGGUUUCCUAAUUUCUCUAUCUCUUGAGACCUUUGACUGCCCUGCUGGCUCUUAGCCUCGGCAUCUCCUGUGGGAAUGGACCCGAGACUGGCGCGGUCCUGACCCUUCCCACAGCAGUGGGAUAUACAGUUGUAUUGUUGUGUAAUGAUAUUGUGGUACAGAAGGGAGAUUGCACAUCACCAUCGGGUCUGCCCUGCCUCCUGUGGGCAUGUGUUCCAAGCAGACACAGCUCAAACUAGCAUACCCCAUGGUGACGUCUGUCUCUUCUGUUAAGGCGACCCGUUCUCACUCAGUGACAGAAGAGAAGACAGGCAUUCUAAGAACUAC